Molecule: messenger RNA, 549 nt
Organism: Priceomyces carsonii
Lineage: Eukaryota; Fungi; Ascomycota; Pichiomycetes; Serinales; Debaryomycetaceae
Product: TRAPP subunit
Exons: 1
Coding region: 1-549 (182 amino acids)
Biological process (GO): endoplasmic reticulum to Golgi vesicle-mediated transport
Cellular component (GO): TRAPP complex
Source: RefSeq, a predicted model, not a curated record
AUGAAGGUGUAUUCCAUAUAUAUUCUUAAUAAAGCAGGGGGAUUAAUUUAUCAGAAAGAUUUUAAUCAUGGACUUAACAAGUUGUCAGCGAAUGACUAUUUAGUCCUUGCUGGUACUUUGCAUGGCGUUCAUGCUAUCGCUUCUAAGCUUAAACCAAUAAUAGAUGGUACGCAAGAUGAUGCGAGGACAGCGCCUAAUCAAAAUGUAAAACUCUACACUACGGGGAGAGCACAAAAUCCAAAUACCAAUUUGUCAGGACUACAAAGCAUAGAAACCGAUUUAUUCAACCUAUACGUCUUCCAAACUUUGACCGGAGUAAAGUUCAUAAUUAUCACAUCUCCUAAUCCUGUUGUGCAUAAUUUGCAACCCAUCAAUGAAACUAAAUUUAAUAGAGGCGAACUAAACAAACAACUUGAGGCUACCAAUAUUAUAUUUAAGCAGUUGUAUAUUCAUUAUUCUGAUUAUGUUAUGAAAGAUCCUUUUUAUUCAUUAGAGAUGCCCAUAAAGAGUCCGUUAUUUGAUACUAAAGUUGCGGAAUUGGUGUCCUGA